UGAUCGAUGAUCAAAGUCGGAGCCCUCUAAAUUUUUCUUAGUAAUUGAACUCUUGAUUGACAUAAAUCUAAUCUACAAGAAUCGCAGAUCUUGAUUGAUGUCGCUAUUGAAUCAACUCUUCAACAGAGGACUCCUCGGCCAAAAAUGUAAAACAUGCUUGACAUUGACUAUUUCCCGUAUAAAAUUGCUGCAAAACAAGAGAGAUGGGCAGCUUAAGAUUAUGCGGAAGGAGAUUGCCCAAUUUCUCCAAGCUGGCCAAGAAUCAAUUGCGCGAAUAAGGGUGGAGCAUGUUAUACGAGAGCGAAAUAUCUGGGAUGCAUACGAGAUCUUGGAAAUGUUCUGUGAAUUUGUUCUUGCCCGUGUUCCCAUUCUUGAAAGCCAAAGGGAGUGUCCUUCUGAAUUGCGUGAAGCUGUGGCCAGCAUAAUCUUUGCUGCUCCUAGAUGUUCGGAUUUACCCGAUUUAGUACAUGUUCGUAAUUUAUUUGCUGCAAAAUAUGGAAAAGAGUUCAUUGCUGCUGCUUCUGAGCUUCGGCCUGACACUAGUGUCAACCGUACAAUUAUUGAGAAACUUUCAGUUAGUGCACCAUCUGCAGAAGUGAAGAUGAAUAUUCUGAAGGAAAUUGCACGAGAAUACAAUGUAAACUGGAAUUCUUCCAAAACUGAAGCAGAAUUUUCUAAAAAACCUGAGGACCUUCUGAACGGACCAAAGCACAUAGCUGCACCGACUUUGUCUGUUUCUCAAUCAAGCGCUGUCCACAGUCCGCCUAUUCUGGAGCAUUCAAAUACAUCUUUAAAUGGUCAGCAAGGGCAUUCCAAUCAAUCUGCAGUUGCAGUCAACAAUAUACCCCGGUUGGCCACCAACAAGCCUAAACCACCCUCUCUUAAGGAUCAAAGCGUGGAACCAAAGACUGAAAGCAAAGAAACAAGGUCGCAAUCAUCUGAUCCAUUGGAGAAAGCUCGAGCUGCUAUAGCUGCAGCAGAGCGUGCAUCAGCUGCUGCUCGUGCUGCUGCUGAGUUGGUAAAUUUCAACUUUAGCAGUGAAGCUCGAGCUAGCUAAGAGUUGAUUUAACUAAUACCCAUUUCAUAUUUUCCUUUUGAUUGGCUUGAGGACUGGAGAGGAGGUUGAGACAGUUGAAUGCCUUUGUGUUGUUAAAAACAAGGGUAUCACAGGCUGAAAUGGUGGUCCUGAGUCAAGGAAGAGGAAGCAUUGGACAAGUCCUACAGGAAUAUGCGUGUAUAUAUUGUUAUUGUCCUCCAAUAACACCUGUUACUUCUAAUUUCCCUUUCUGUUGGAUACUCCAAUAUGUUUUCAAUGGAAUGAAUUUUCAGAGCUCACUGACAA
This is a messenger RNA of Coffea eugenioides, 1342 nucleotides long. RefSeq names its product IST1 homolog. Gene Ontology annotation, biological process: protein transport. NCBI's taxonomy places the organism in Eukaryota, Viridiplantae, Streptophyta, Magnoliopsida, Gentianales, Rubiaceae. The coding region runs from base 98 to 1057 and encodes 319 amino acids. The record is from RefSeq and is a predicted model, not a curated record. The transcript has 6 exons.